AUGUCUGACGACUGGUCGGUGAUAGUCGAACAAACGGGCGCUCAAGCACCAGCACCGCUUGAUUUGCCGGAGCCUAAGCUGUUCAAUAAAUGGAGCUUACAAGAUGUGGAUGUCAGUGACAUUUCACUGGUGGAUUACAUUGGAGUGAAGGAGAAAUAUUCCAAAUAUCUUCCUCACACUGCUGGACGGUAUCAGACGGUGCGUUUCCGCAAGGCCGGAUGUCCAAUUGUUGAACGUCUGUGCAAUUCGAUGAUGAUGCAUGGCCGGAACAACGGCAAAAAACUGAUGACAGUUCGCAUUGUGAAACAUGCUUUUGAAAUUAUCCAUCUUCUUAGUGGUGAGGUAAGAGUCUGUUAUGUUUUAGCGAGUUUUGUCUUAGCCAACGCCGCCGCAGUUGUUAAAAAUGGUUGCUGGUUGAGGACACUAGAGAAGGCAGACAAUAAACUGGUGCUCAAGGGAUCGAGCUCAGGGUUUUUUUUUUGCAAAAUACGCUCCUCCUUGCCUUUCCCCCUGGGUUUCCUUCACUAA
This is a messenger RNA of Cooperia oncophora, 528 nucleotides long. The record is from the annotation of a GenBank genome assembly. Lineage: Eukaryota; Metazoa; Nematoda; Chromadorea; Rhabditida; Trichostrongylidae.